Molecule: messenger RNA, 1824 nt
Organism: Vicia villosa (hairy vetch)
Lineage: Eukaryota; Viridiplantae; Streptophyta; Magnoliopsida; Fabales; Fabaceae
Exons: 1
Coding region: 1-1824 (607 amino acids)
Source: RefSeq, a predicted model, not a curated record
AUGGCAGCAGAAAAUCAAGUGGAACCACCCUGCGAAAGCAGCCCAAGACGGUUUGCCCGUCUCACCAACAAUCCAGCCGCAAGACGAGCUGAGAUGAAAACAGGAUUGCUGCAAAUCAUCUAUGCUAAUCCUUUUGCAGGUCUGGAUCAUGAAGACCCCUACACUCACCUCACCCGAUUCUACGAGAUUGCUGGCACAUUAGGUACACCAGCAGCGGAAGAGGAAGCUGUGUUCAUGAGACUUUUUCCGCACUCGUUGAUUGGUAAAGCAAAGGAUUGGUACCUCGAUCAAGCAACAGAAACCAUGACCAAUUGGAAUGUCUUAGAGAGAAAUUUUCUUCACAGAUUCUUUCCUCAUAACCGAUUCAUGGAUGCAAAAACAACCAUUGCCACGUUCACUCAAUCUACAACCGAGACUUUGUGUGAAGCCUGGGAGCGUUAUAAAUCCAUGUUACGGAAAUGUCCAAACCACGGUUUCGAUGACAUGUCACAAAUCCAUAUUUUCCGUAAUGGAUUAUUACCUCAACCAAAGCUUUUACUUGACGCAACAGCUGGAGGUUCCUUGAUAGCAAAAAGUGCAGCGGAAGCAAUUGCAAUCAUCGAUAGAAUGGCUCUCACGGAUCACCAGGUGCAACACAAUCGAGGAACCGUGCAAAAGAAAGCUGGAAUUUUGGAAUUAGGCACAAAUGACGCAAUCCUAGCACAAAAUAAACUACUCACUCAAACCGUGGAAGAAUUGACAAAACAAUUGUCCAAGCUGCCUCAACAACUCAAAGAAAUGCACGGGUCAUCGAGCACAUCACAACAAGUAGCCUUAUGUGAACUUUGUACAGGUGACCAUCCAACCGGUUUUUGUCCUCCAAUCAAUGAAGAAGUGAAGUAUAUGGGAAAUCAGCAGCAGAGGCAGGUUCCUUACAAUCAAGGUUACCAACACAACAACAACGCAAGCUAUGGCCAAAACCGACCAAAUCAGUACCAAAGUUACACACAGCCAGAUAAACUUUCAAAAAUCGAGGAUACCUUGAAUCAAUUUAUGCAACUGUCCAUGGCAAACCAGAAGAACACUGAUGCAUCAAUUAGAAAUCUUGAAACGCAAGUUGGGCAGAUUGCAAAGCAACUAAGUGAGCAACAAAGAGGUACGUUUUCUGCCACCACUCAAGUUAAUCCCAAGGAAACCUGUAACGCAAUUACGACGAAAGCUGAUGACAUCGUCCAAAACAAAAUUGGGGAGAAUUCAAAAGGCAUAGUUGUGGAGAAAAAUCAAGAAAAAGGAAAACGUAAGGAGGAGGAAGAAAACAAUGCGGAUCCUGGACAAGUUACCUUACCAAUUACCAUUGGACAUCUCUAUUUUGAUAACGCUUUAGUUGAUCUUGGAUCAAGCGUAAAUCUUCUUCCGUGGUCCACCAUGAGAAAGAUUGAAGAUCUUCAUUUGAGCCAUACAACAAUGAAAUUACAACUUGCCGACAAAUCAACCACAAAACCUAUUGGCGUAAUGAAAGACGUAAAGAUCAAAGUGGAGGGUUUUCAAUGUUCAACUGACUUUGUGGUAAUAAGCAUGAACGGUAAUGAAGACAGCCCUCCAAUCUUAGGCCGUCCUUUCAUAAAAAUGGCAAGAAUGAUGAUUGACGUGGAUGAAAGGAAAAUGAAGGUAAGGCACAAAGAUGGAGAGAUCAAUUUCACAUUGUUUCAACACAAGGAGGAUGACUAUUCAAAAGAUAAAGCUCCUGAUGAAUUAGGCCUGGAAGCAUCCAAAGAAAUGGACGAAAAAGAAAGGCCAAAGGAUGGUGGCAAGGACAUUUUGACGAAUUCAUACAAACCACCAUAA